Malaclemys terrapin pileata is the source of this 1602-nucleotide messenger RNA. It is a transcript of the gene NUP42, whose product is annotated as nucleoporin 42. Gene Ontology annotation, cellular component: nuclear envelope. Lineage: Eukaryota; Metazoa; Chordata; Testudines; Emydidae. Gene Ontology annotation, molecular function: metal ion binding; nuclear export signal receptor activity. The record is from RefSeq and is a predicted model, not a curated record. The transcript has 7 exons. The coding region runs from base 54 to 1322 and encodes 422 amino acids.
UGUUUUGACGUAGUAGGGGUCGGUUGAGGGAACAGGGGGGCCCGUCCGCUGCCAUGACCAUCUGCCACUUCUUCCUGCAGGGCCGCUGCCGCUUCGGCGAGAGGUGCUGGAACGAACAUCCCCGCGGCGGGGGGCGCUCGGGCCCGGCCGCGCCGCCCUCCCAGGGUACUGGCAGAGGAGGAUGGGGUGCCCAUAACCAGAGAUACAGCAAUGUUGUCCAACCUUCUAAUUUCUCUAAACCCACUACAUGGGGUGGCAGCAGAGAUGACGGAAAGGCAUUUUUUGGACCCUCUAUUGACUCUGGAGGUGGCAAUAAAAGUUCAGGAUUUUCUCAAAACAGAUUCUCUGCAUUAAGCUCUGAGCAAAAUAUUGGCAAUAGCUACAGAGAUGAAGAGGAGAAGCUUCUCGAAGGCAUAAUAAAGGACAUGGAAGUCUGGGAAUCUUCAGGACAGUGGAUGUUUUCCUGUUACUCACCUAUGAAAGAAAAACCGAACAUCUCAGGUUUUCCAGACUUCUCACCAGAAGAGUUGCAUCUUGAAUACUAUAACUGCAGAGCAAACAAUAAUAUUCAGAACUAUAUGAAUUCAGUCCAGCAAUUAGUAAACCAAUGGAGAAAUAGAUUGCUUGAGUUGAAGACUCUAAAUACAUCUACCAAAGCAGCAUUGGUAUCUGAACUGAAAAAUGUGGUUAGUCAACCAUUGCCUGCCUUUGGAUUUGGUGGACAACAAACAUCAACCUUUGGGUCAUCAGGCUUUCCACUAAGCAGCAGCAGCAAUAGGAGUGCCAGCAGUUCUUCCUUUAAAUCAAAUACUGAACUUGUUAAUGCAUCCUCUGGAAGCACCACUGCAUUUGGAAGCUCUUCUAUUGUUCCGGACCCUUCAGCAUUGGGUGUGACCUCUUCCUCAAGAUCAGCCCCUUCCAUUGGCUUUGGUAGCCAACCAGCUUCAUCUGCAGCCUCUUUUUCAUUUAAAAAGCCUGAAACGGCAGGUGGUUUUGGAACUUCUGGAUUUUCAGGGUUUGGCAGUUCCUCUGCUGUAAACUUGUCAAGCACAACCCCACUUCCAGCCUUUGGAGCUGUUAAUGCAGCAGUUGCUGCCCCUGCCUCAGAAUCAGGCAACUCUUUAUUUGGACAGUCUGUUAGUGCCUUUGGAUAUAAUGUAGCACCAGCACCUCCUGCAGCCACAAGCAUUGUUACUUCAGAUAAGUUAUUCACACCAAAGACUGAUCUAUCACCUGAGGAGUUGAAGCAGUUUGAAGCAAAGAAGUUUACGCUAGGAAAGAUUCCUCUAAAGCCACCACCAAUAGAGCUUUUAAAUGUUUGAAACUAACAUGUACAGUGAGCAAAUUCUGAAAUUAAACUUUUACAGAAUGUUUUUAAUUUUCUGUAAGUAGGCAACUUGACACUUUAACAAUUCAAAUAUGUAAUUUUGAGGUUUGGCACUGAACUAUAUACUUCUUGUGAGUUAAAUUUUAAUUUCCUUUAAGGCUGCUCCAGGAAAGUAGGAUCCCAAUUGUAAAUAUUCUUUGUUUGCUUUGGAAGAGUCUUUAAACCCAAGAAGUUUACAAUUGAAAAUAAAGUUUUUAUAGUAAAUUAACAAAAUA